This is a messenger RNA of Aspergillus homomorphus CBS 101889, 933 nucleotides long. RefSeq lists its product as uncharacterized. Gene Ontology annotation, biological process: carbohydrate metabolic process. Bases 137 to 847 code for a protein of 236 amino acids. The record is from RefSeq and is a predicted model, not a curated record. The transcript is spliced from 3 exons. NCBI's taxonomy places the organism in Eukaryota, Fungi, Ascomycota, Eurotiomycetes, Eurotiales, Aspergillaceae. Gene Ontology annotation, molecular function: alpha-L-fucosidase activity.
GCUCGUUUUACAUCAGAUGCCCAGAUGUAUUUCGAUGUAGAAUCGAACUUUAGAUACUCAGCCAUUACCGAACGUGAGAAAGAGAUGCACCGGAAAAUAGACAGUGCAUACAACCUUGGCUAUGACGCUGUGAGGAAUGCGGCCGUUGCUGACACCGAAUCCUUGUUGGAUCGGGUUACGCUCGACCUGGGUCAAUCACAUCACCAAACGGUGUUCAAAUCUGCUGCUAGCCGCAUCGUCGCGCACUAUCGAUAACGCAAAAUCGCUUCCCGCGAACCUCCAGCGAAUAUGGAACAGCUCGACGUCAGCUCCGUGGGGAGGCAAUCCCACCAUGAAUAUCAACAUUGAGAUGAAUUACUGGCCCGCUGGGCCCACAAACUUGAUUGAGACCGAAGAACCUUUGUUUGAUUUGAUGAGUGUUGCCGAUACUCGUGGGCGGUCGUUAGCCGAACGCAUGUAUGGCUGUUCCGGCACAGUCUUCCAUAAUAAUCUUGAUCUUUGGGGAGAUCCAGCGCCGUCGGACAACUACACUGCAUCGACUAUGUGGCCAAUGGGAGCUGCUUGGCUGGCAUGUCACAUGAUGGACCACUAUCGCUUCACUGGCGACACAGCAUUCCUCCGAGAUGUCGCUUAUCCGUUCUUAGUCAACGUCGCCACAUUCUAUGAAUGCUACGCCUGCAACUACGAAGGGUACAGGGUAACUGGUCCAUCCUUGUCGCCAGAAAAGAACUUCUACGUCCCCGCAGGCGAGACCGUUGCCGGCACGUCCCAGAGCGUGGAUAUAGCCCCCGCCAUGGACAACCAGCUCAUGACAAAGGUGUUUCGCAGCGUCAUCGAAUCGGCUUAGAUCUUGGGCAUCAAUGACACCGCUGCUCAAAGCGCCACGAGAUCCUAUCUCUGAUCCAGCCCCCACCAAUCGAUUCGUUAGGACAG